AUGAACUUAAUCAUCAGAAUAGCCUCCACUGAAUAUAAUGCAAACGAUCCUAUUGAAGAUAGACAUGAUUUUAGAUAAUUAACAAGUAUAAAAGCAUUCGCUUGUGCAGUUUAUGACGGACAUGGAGGAUGGGAAGCUUCUGAAUAUAUUAAAGCCUUAUUAUUAUCAGAAAUACCAAAACCUGGCCGUGUAGGAAGUUGUGCUCUUGUGACCAUAAUAAAAAAUAAUAAAGUAUAUACAGCCAACGUUGGAGAUUGUAAGGGAGUAAUUGUUAGUUAAAACGAUAAAAAAGAAUGGGUUGCUAGAAAAAUUAACCACAAGCUAAAUGCAAAUUCUCCAAAAGAGCAAGAAAGAUUAAGAAAAUAAUUUCCUAAUGAUAAAGAUAUUGUAGUAUGUAAAAAAAAAGUAGAAGGCGCUUGCUAUGUGAAAGGAAUGUUAAUGCCAACAAGAGCUUUUGGUGACUUUAGGCUUAAAUAUAAGGAGUUUUAUACAAAAGACGAUACUUUUAAAGGACCAUAUAUUACACAUUAACCUGAUAUUUAAAUUCAUGAAAUUAAUAAAAAUGAUAAAUAUAUUAUUAUGGCUUCCGAUGGUUUAUGGGAUGAAAUGAAAAAAGUUAAUAUUGCGAAAAUUACAGGAGAUAAUUAUAAAGAUAAAAUUAGUAUAGUGCAGGAGUUGUUUAAUUAUGCAUUUAGAAAUGCAGCUAAAAAUGCAAAACUUACUGAAAAGGAACUUGGGUUAGUUGAACCUGGAAAAAGAAGAAAUUUACAUGAUGAUAUUACUAUAAUAUGUAUUGAUUUAACUAAUUAAUAUGCUUCUUCUUGAAAAUCAAAUAUAUAUAUUUUAUUUUAAUAUAUUUUUAUUUAAAUCAAAUACUAUUUUUUAUAAUGUAAUAUUAACAAUUAAAACAUUUAUUUAUUC
Molecule: messenger RNA, 921 nt
Organism: Ichthyophthirius multifiliis
Lineage: Eukaryota; Ciliophora; Oligohymenophorea; Hymenostomatida
Product: protein phosphatase 2c, putative
Exons: 3
Biological process (GO): protein dephosphorylation
Molecular function (GO): protein serine/threonine phosphatase activity
Source: RefSeq, a predicted model, not a curated record